Molecule: messenger RNA, 1285 nt
Organism: Ricinus communis (castor bean)
Lineage: Eukaryota; Viridiplantae; Streptophyta; Magnoliopsida; Malpighiales; Euphorbiaceae
Product: gamma-soluble NSF attachment protein
Exons: 9
Coding region: 141-1031 (296 amino acids)
Biological process (GO): intracellular protein transport
Cellular component (GO): SNARE complex; vacuolar membrane
Molecular function (GO): soluble NSF attachment protein activity; syntaxin binding
Source: RefSeq, a predicted model, not a curated record
UCAACGACAAACACGAAACCAACACAACCAAAUCCAGCAGUAACAGCCCCUUGCUUCGCCUACGCUUCACCUUCUCUACUUACAGCCCAAAAUUAAAAAAGAGAAAGAAAAAAAACGAAAAAAGAAACACCGAAACACAGAUGUCAUCUUCCGAUCCCGAUAAGUUGAUUGCUAAGGCCGAUAAACUAACAAAACUCAGUCUUACAAGGUGGAGUGCUGAUUGGAAAAGUGCUACUCUUUUGUACGAGCAAGCUGCUAAUGGCUUUAGGCUUGCCAAGAAGUAUGAGAAAGCUAAAGAAGCAUUCGAGAAGGCUUCUAAAGGACAGGAGAUACUCUCUUCCCCCUGGGAUGCUGCUAAGCAUAUGGAAUCUGCGGCUGCUCUAGCAAAGGAACUGCGCAACUGGAAUGAAGUUGCUGAUCUUUAUAAAAAGGCAUCUGAGCUGUACAUUGAGUGUGGGAGGUCACAACCUGCAUCAGAUGCUCUAGCAAAGGGUGCUCGUGCUCUAGAAGAUGCUGUGCCAGAUGCUGCUGUUCAAUUGUAUACUGAUUCUUGUGUUAUUCUUGAAGAGGAUGGCAAAGAACAAAUGGCCUUUGAUCUAUACCGUGCUGCUGCUAGUGUAUACAUAAAACUUGAGAAGUAUACAGAUGCUGCAGCUAUCUUGUUGAGACUGGGUGUAGCAGCUAGUAAUUGCAAUGCCACCAACAGCCAGUGCAAGGCAUAUCUUAGUGCGAUCAUCGUUUAUCUUUAUGCUCAUGAUUUCAAGCAAGCAGAACAGUGUUACAAUGAUUGCUCACAGAUUGAUGCUUUUUUGAGCAGUGACCAGAAUCGCAGUGUUAGUAAAUUGCUUUCUGCUUAUAGAGAGGGUGACAUUGAAGAAAUCAAACGUCUUGUUCAGUCUAGCACUAUUUCACAUCUUGACAAUGUGAUCAUUAAGCUUGCAAGAAAGUUACCAACUGGAGAUAUCAACGCAUUCAAGACCGAUGCUGCGAAAGAUGAAGAAGAACCAUUGGAUGAGAAUGACCUCACAUGAUUUUCCCAUCCAGUAGAGGUUUGUUACUUGUUAACACACUUUCUUUUAUUAAAUUUGUGGGUCUUUGCCUGGUAUAGAACAUCAUAUGUAUAAAAGCAUAUUAUAAUUCAAUUUAAUCUGAUGUUCAGUGUGUUAUUAUUGUCCUUUCAGUGGAUCCGAUUUGUAAAGUUUGUGUACAUUUCAUGAUCAUGUAUUUUUAAGAACAAGGAAGCUAAUAUAAAUAAAUGUUAGCUUAGAGUUGGCGGAGGGAUACA